GGUUCCAGGAAGAAAUAAGACGCUAUUUUUUUGCUGCAUUUCACAUUGUCGUUCAACCACUUGGAGGUGUAAUAUGUCCACCGAGGGCAAAUCUACGGGUAAGACAUCGGCGGAUUCAUCAAAAGACUACGUGGCCCAGUUGAUCAGCCCGUUCGGCAUAAUUGAAGAUCCCGACUCGGAUUCAUCGCGUCGCCAGGCGUACGCCCGUGUGAAGUUUCUGCUGUACGUGGAAAUCGGAGAGGACAGUCUGCAACUGGAGAAUCACAUGAAGAGACUCCAUAACCUCCGAAAGGAGUUGUACUACAUCAAGAAGACUGACUGGCAGUAUGAGCCCAUAGAUAAGCUCAUCGGGCAGUCGUAG
Phlebotomus argentipes is the source of this 361-nucleotide messenger RNA. RefSeq lists its product as uncharacterized. The transcript is spliced from 2 exons. The record is from RefSeq and is a predicted model, not a curated record. NCBI's taxonomy places the organism in Eukaryota, Metazoa, Arthropoda, Insecta, Diptera, Psychodidae. The coding region runs from base 74 to 361 and encodes 95 amino acids.